Molecule: messenger RNA, 2074 nt
Organism: Hydra vulgaris (swiftwater hydra)
Lineage: Eukaryota; Metazoa; Cnidaria; Hydrozoa; Anthoathecata; Hydridae
Source: RefSeq, a predicted model, not a curated record
ACUUAACUCAAGUUGUUUUAACAUAAAAAUGUACACUUUAGUGCUUUUUUUAUACAAAUGUUCCUUUUACUUAUUGCAAUAUCAGCUUUAUCAUUGCACUUUUUUUGAUUCGGUAGAAUAUGACUAUAAUGAUAAAAAAUUCAGGUUUCUUUUUUUUUCAAGAUCAUUUUUCAACUUUUGAUUUGCAUUUUAGUUAAGCUGCACUGAGAAGUGAACACCUUAAAGAUGCAUAAAAAGUUUAAAAAAAGAAUGAGAUAAAAGUACAAAAGGAUGUCCAGUGAAAAACAAAGAGCCUCUAUAGUAUCUAAGCAUUCAUAAAAUGCCAAGAAAAUGUUCGACAACUCAUCCUGGCACAAGAAAAUAUGGCACUAAAUCUAAUUACACCAUUCUACAAUUCAAGAGGCUUUAGCAAAAAUUAAAUUAGAAAAAAUGUCGAUUGGUGAAGCUUCUAAAAUUUAUAAAGUACCUAAAGCAACAUUAUUUUAUAAGCUAAAAAGUAAACACUGUAAAUCAGUAGGGCGCCCUAUUGCCCUUAGCAUUGAUGAGGAACUUUGUUUUGAAAAUCACUUACUUUAUUCAAGCGACAAAGGUAUACCAAUUGGAAUUAAUGAUUUUAAAAGUAUUAUCAAAAUCUAUCUGGAUGAUAGUGGAAAAAAUAUACAACAGUUUAAAGAUAACCGACCAGGUUGGGAGUGGUGUAAACUUUAUCUUGACAGGCAUCCAUUAUUAAAAGAAAAAGUAUCUCAUUGUAUUUCAAGGAAACUGCAUAGAUUAAUUAUUGUCAAAUCAAAUUACUUUUUCAAAAUCUAGUGAAAGAAUUAAAUGGAGUAACGCCAGAUAACAUUUACAAUAUGGAUGAAACAGGGUUUCAUGAUGACCCUGGAAAAAAAAACUUAUUUUUCGUCGAUCCUCUCGCCAUCUAGAACUUAUAAGAAACACAACAAAAACUUGUUACACUGUUGUUUUUUGUGGAAAUGCCUCACGAAAACUAAUUCCACCAUUUUUCAUUGUUAAAGGAAAACACAGUUGGUCUGACUGGCUUUUCAAUGCACCAGAAGGAUCAAGAAUGGCAACUUCUUGCAGUGGCUGGAUGGAAAUUCAAGUAUUUGAAGAGUGGCUGUUAAAUCACUUUGUUCCAAAUAUUAUAAAAAAGGAAGGUAAAAAAAUUCUGAUUUGCGAUAAUUUAAGUGCUCAUAUAUCUUUAAAAGCCUUAAAUAUAUGUGAAAAGCAUAAUAUAACAUUUAUAUGUUUGGUACCCAAUUCCACACACCUUUUACAACCUUUAGAUGUUGGGUAUUUCUCGAGUUUAAAAGCUGACUGGAGGUCAGUUCUUAAUCAAUGGCGUAAAACAUCCAGAGGAAAAAAGGUUAAUAACCUGCCAAAAAAUUUGUUUACGCAGCUCAUUAAAUCUACUCUUAAGGUUGGUAAAGAAAAUCUAGAACAUAAUCUCCAAGCAAGAUUUAAGGCUACUGGCAUAUAUCCAUUUGUACCAGAACAUGUUCUCUCCAAAUUACCCAGUUUUACAAAUAUAGAUAUUCAACUCAAUAUUGGAGAAUCGUUUAGGAAUUAUGUUAAUGAUAUUCAUCUUAACUAUGAAGUAAGCAAAAAAUUUAAGUUACCAAUAACAGCAGGGAAAAGUGUAUCAGCCACUGAGGUAAAAGCAUACUAUAAGGAAAGAGACAAUAAAAAAAAAGUCAAGAUAAUAUUCGAGCAAAGAAAAGAGGAAGACCACUUGGAUCAAAUAAUAUGGUUAUGAAAAUAAACAAAAAACUUAAUAUUUUACAAAGUUCAAGCAUCGUAAAUGUUAAUCAAGCUAUUGAAGACAAUGAACAAGUUUUACCUGUAUCUCAAAACAGGUAAAACUUGUUUUUAUUGUUAAUGAUGCAGUUUUUUCAUUGGAGCAAAUAAACAAACACUAUGUACAUGUUUUCCUUGAUCAUGAUUAUUUUGUUAAAGAGUUAGUUGUAACUCAAGACUAAAAGAAUGAAACACUGUAAUAUUUAGUGUUAUAGUCAAUUUAGUUUAUUUUUGGAGAAUUAUAUAAAAAUAAUGUCUUAAUUAUUUUUUCUUUUAU